CGACAGGGCUGUGUGUGAGUGUGCGCGAGAGACCGAGAGACAGGGAGAGAAUCUAGCAGCAGAUGCUUGCUUGGAAACUGAGCUGAAUGACUUGUUUAAGAUCUGACCUCAUCCUUUCCCCCAGAAUGGAUUCACCCCACCGCUACAGUGAGUGAGAUUCUUCCUCGAGUGGCAGAACUGUGGAAAGACCUGCAAAGACAGGACGAAAAGGAGAGAAGCAAAGUCAGACCUUAGGAAGACAUGCUUUUCUAUCUGAGGGGAUGGAGACCAGCGACUGAGCAACUCAGAAGAUAAACAGGAUCCUAUUUCCUUUUCUUAGAAUAACACACACUUUUUUUUUUUGCUUGCUUCCUUGCUUGAUUUCUGGACUGCCUUUCCUUUUAUAUAUAUAUAUAUGUAUAUAUAUAUAUAUAUAUAUAAAACCUUCGGCUUGCCAAGAUGUCAGUCUCCGGAAAAAAGGAAUUUGAUGUGAAACAGAUCUUGAGGCUCCGCUGGAGAUGGUUUAGCCAUCCGUCUCAGAAUGCCACCAGCCCCGGAGUCUGGCUGCAACAGGAAGGAUAUGAACACCGAGGGACCUCAGUUCAAAACAGGCUGAAGAAUCACUCCUGGGACAGGAGUCGGCUGAAAAAGAACAGCAGCCCUCUUCAUCCUAACCUCCUGGCGCCAGGACCCAGCCUGACCCCUUUACCCCAGCAACCGGCUUCUACCUGCCCCCAAGAGAGCCUUCCCACACCUCUGCAGGUAACUGAGGAGACGCCAAAAACAACGGGAAGCCCAGAUCUGGCCGAGAAAGGAGAGGGCCACAGAAGCAGCCAGGAGUUACAGAUGAUUACCGAAGAGGACAGCAAUGAGUCGGCCAAAAGGCUAUCGGUGAGCAGUUCCUCUUCCUCCUCCUCCUCUAUGGGGGUGAACAGUAAUGGAGCCGACACCUAUUUUCAUUCCACAAACCAUGCCGAGCAAACGUUCCGCAAGAUGGAGAACUACCUGCAGCAGAAGCAGCUCUGUGACGUUCUUCUGAUUGCUGGAGAGCACAGGAUCCCUGCUCACAGGCUGGUUCUGAGUGCCGUGUCUGACUAUUUUGCGGCAAUGUUCACCAAUGAUGUCCGCGAAGCAAAACAAGAGGAAGUCAAAAUGGAAGGUGUAGAUCCUGACGCACUGAAGGAUCUUGUGCUCUAUGCCUACACGGGCAUGCUGGAGCUAAAAGAAGACACCAUUGAGAGCUUGUUGGCUGCAGCUUGUCUUCUCCAACUGUCACAAGUGAUUGAGGUCUGCUGCAAUUUUCUCAUGAAGCAACUUCAUCCUUCAAACUGCUUGGGAAUCCGGUCCUUUGGAGAUGCUCAAGGGUGCUCACAACUCUUGCAAGUGGCCCAUGUCUACACUAUGGAACACUUCACCGAAGUCGUAAAGAACCAGGAGUUCCUCCUACUUCCUGCUGCUGAAAUUGCUAAGCUCCUUUCCAGUGAUGAUAUUAAUGUCCCAGAUGAAGAAUCAAUCUUCAAGGCAUUAAUGAUAUGGGUUCGGCACGAUUUAGACAAUCGGCAACAAGAUCUUGGAAUGCUUCUGUCUUACAUAAGGUUGCCCCUUCUUUCUCCAGAGCUUUUAGCUGAUCUGGAAAACAGCCCCAUGUUUACGACGGAUCUUCAGUGCCAGAAACUCUUAAUGGAAGCAAUGAAAUACCACCUGUUACCAGAAAGGAGAUCCAUGAUGCAAAGUCCUCGGACAAAGCCCAGGAAGUCCACCGUUGGUUCUCUCUAUGCUGUGGGAGGCAUGGAUGCCACCAAAGGCACCACCACCAUCGAGAAAUAUGACUUGAGAACCAACAGCUGGAUACAGAUUGGAACGAUGAGUGGAAGGCGGCUGCAAUUUGGUGUGGCUGUGAUUGACAACAAGCUCUACAUUGUGGGAGGAAGAGAUGGCUUGAGGACAUCAAAUACCGUUGAAUGUUUCAACCCAACAACUAAAGUCUGGACUGUGAUGCCCCCCAUGUCAACCCAUAGGCAUGGCUUAGGGGUAGCAAUGCUUGAAGGACCCAUGUAUGCUGUUGGGGGCCAUGAUGGAUGGAGCUAUCUAAACACAGUUGAACGAUGGGACCCCCAGGCUCGGCAGUGGAAUUACGUGGCAAGCAUGUCAACUCCAAGGAGUACUGUGGGAGUUGCAGCUUUGAAUAGCAAGUUGUAUGCAGUUGGAGGGCGUGAUGGAAGCUCCUGCUUGAAAUCCAUGGAGUGUUUUGAUCCCCACACGAACAAAUGGAGCAUCUGUAAUCCAAUGUCCAAAAGACGUGGAGGAGUUGGCGUAGCAACCUACAAUGGGUUUCUCUAUGCUGUGGGAGGCCAUGAUGCCCCUGCUUCGAAUCACUGUUCUCGGCUUUCUGAUUGUGUAGAAAGGUAUGAUCCCAAAACUGAUACUUGGACCACUGUAGCACCUUUGAGUGUUCCUCGCGACGCUGUUGGGAUUUGUACCCUCGGAGAUAGAUUGUAUGCCGUCGGUGGCUACGACGGGCACACCUAUUUGAACACAGUAGAAUCUUAUGACACACAAAACAAUGAAUGGACAGAGGAAGUGCCAGUCAACGUCGGAAGAGCCGGUGCCUGUGUCGUAGUUGUGAAACUUCCAUGAUGAUCGUCUUUAGGUGUCACGGUGACAUUCAUAUUAUUUAUUUUCGAUCCUUUGGACAUCGAUGAGAACCUGGAACACAUGUGCAAAUGCAAACCUACACCUAAUGAUAGUUUGUAACUCAAGAUAUAGGCACAAAUAUAUACAGUAUGUUCAAGAGGGACAAAAUCAUAAUUGCAAAAAUAAUAACAGAGCUUUGCAAGCAGCCUACAUGCAUAAACGCAUACUUUGGGAGAUAUGUACCUGAAAAAUAUAUCAUGCAAAUUCCCUUUGGAUAAAUAUCUAUUAAGUGAGGAAAUGGGUCCGCUCGCUAUUAUUAGAAUAAAAAAAAUGAGGAGAAAUUAAAAAAAAAAUUGCAUUAGCCAGACAUAUUUGGAAUGAUCUCACUGAAGAAUUUCGCAAUUAGUGCAAAUAUUUGCACCUUAAAAACCUUGCAGGGGAAACAUCCUUGUUUUCCUUCUAAAAAUAACAAAGUCUUUCAGGAAAUUAUGCAAUUUGCAGCGGUGUCCAUUUGUUGUGAAAUGCUAGCUUACAAUAUGAAGACACUUUAUAUCUUGGAUGGUAUUGUAAAUGUGGUUCCUUGAGCGGCGUGGUGGCCUAGUAGAGAAGAUCUUCGCCUCCCAUUCGGAAGGUUGAGAGUUUGAUCCUAGGUAGUGGCAAAUGUUUCUUUCCUAGGGCGACAAGAAAAAAAUAUUUGCUGUGAACUUCACAUAGACAUCAGGAAGGGCAUCUGGCCAGUAAAUGCUCAGCUCCACCCAGCCGACCCACCUGAAUUAAAGAGCUAGGGUCAUAAAAAGAAAAAGAAAUGUAAAUGUGGUUGUUUAGAACCAAUGAUUAGGCCAUUUCUGAAAAACAAAGGAAAAAAGAGAGAUUUCUAGGGCAGAAUCAGAGCACAAGCAGCAUUGAUGUUCCAAUUUUCACGUUGCCUUGGCUGGACCAAUCCAUUUAUCAAAUCCAUUUUAAGCCAUUUAUCUUCCUCUGGAAUAAUCACUGCAGGUUAAGGCUCUGUUGCUGACAAGGCAUUAAUAUGAUCACUUUGAUGGAAUGAAAUUUAUACACAAACACACAAGAUCAUAUUGAUAUGACUGUGACCUCAGCUAUGGAUUGCCAAUCGAAAGACACGGUCAGGGAAAUAAACUAGAAGAGAACUAAGAGUUCAGUUUAUUGUCUUUAUCUUCUAAUGGGAAAAGUGCUAGCAGUGGAUGGAAACUCAGCAAGGAGAGAAGCCACCCAAAACUAAGGAGAAAUUUCCUGACCGUUAGAACAAUAAACCAGUGGAAUGACUGGCCUCCAGAAGUUGUGGGUGCUC
This is a messenger RNA of Crotalus tigris (Tiger rattlesnake), 3922 nucleotides long. RefSeq names its product kelch-like protein 4. Lineage: Eukaryota; Metazoa; Chordata; Lepidosauria; Squamata; Viperidae. The coding region runs from base 439 to 2616 and encodes 725 amino acids. The transcript has 12 exons. The record is from RefSeq and is a predicted model, not a curated record. Gene Ontology annotation, molecular function: protein binding.